CCUGUAAUAGUGACAUUCGUAGCCGGCCUAGCAAAAUUAAAGCAUUCUGCAACAACAGGCUUUAGUUCAUCUUAUAACGUUAUCACAAAACGGAAAAACUCUACAAGUGCCAUUGAAGCCAUCUAUACGCCGCUCUGCAUCAAAUCUCUAUUCUUACAGAUGAGUAAAGAAGAUCACGAUCGAGAACGAACUCGUUGGCUGUUGCGCCUCGAAGAUAUCGAGACACGACUAGCCGAUUCGGAAACGCUCAAUUCUGAUAUGCAUCAGAUUAGAGCGGAACUAAACAAAAAAAUUGUCGAGCUGGAGAGGAAUCAAAAACCUUUGAUAGAACAGAAUCGCAAAAUCAACGAUCGGAACAAAAUUCUUCAGCAGGAGGUUAAGAAACUGGAGCAAAAACUCUGUCACUGUCAAGACGACUUUUUAACACUUAAAAACGCUCAUGAGCGAUUAGUGAAGGAACACACGCAACUGAAAGAAAAGAGAACAUAUCCGGAAAAACUGGAAGAGCUGGAGAGAUAUCGUGUGCAAGUGCUGGAAUAUUCAAAGUGCAUAACAGCGCUGAGGAGUUCAGGAUUGGAAAAGGAUCGGCGCUAUGAAUUGCUCGUGCAGAAACUCAAGCGGUUACGGAAAUGUUUGAAAAAAGGAGAACCGGAUGAUGAUCGCCAAAGGUAUUCAUUCAACACGGACAUUGAUAUUAACUACCAAACUCUUUAUCGUGAGAAUUCGGAGCUGCAAAAAGCACUUCAGGUUUGUGGGGUGUGUGUGUGUGUUUGCGUGUAUGUAUUUAUGUAUUUAUGUAUCCAUAUUUCACAUCUCGGACACCUAAAGAAUGUGGCUGCGUCACAAGCUGACCGUAUUCGUCAACUUGAGCAGCAAAUUGAGGACAUGGACAGAGAACUAUGCGCUUCUCGUGAAGCCCACGAGCUGCUUGAAUUCCAAGUACUAGAAAAAGAAGAGAAUAGCAAAUUUCUGGUGAGCAUGUAA
This is a messenger RNA of Angiostrongylus costaricensis, 984 nucleotides long. The record is from the annotation of a GenBank genome assembly. Lineage: Eukaryota; Metazoa; Nematoda; Chromadorea; Rhabditida; Metastrongylidae.